Trifolium pratense (red clover) is the source of this 2292-nucleotide messenger RNA. RefSeq names its product D-3-phosphoglycerate dehydrogenase 1, chloroplastic. Bases 318 to 2105 code for a protein of 595 amino acids. The transcript has 5 exons. Gene Ontology annotation, biological process: L-serine biosynthetic process. Gene Ontology annotation, molecular function: phosphoglycerate dehydrogenase activity; NAD binding. The record is from RefSeq and is a predicted model, not a curated record. NCBI's taxonomy places the organism in Eukaryota, Viridiplantae, Streptophyta, Magnoliopsida, Fabales, Fabaceae. Gene Ontology annotation, cellular component: chloroplast stroma.
CAUUUGACCAUUUAUAAGAUCAAACUGAGUAUUAAAAAUGUAACCCUAAUCACGAACCAAAUACAUUAUUCAUUGAAUUUAAAAAUGAUUUGAAUGGAAAAAAAAAUUAAAUUAAAUGCAUUAAAGCCAAUGCAAGAGAAAGAGAAACCGCAUUCAUCAUUCAUAAACCCUGUUCUGUGACUGUAAGAAAGCAUCACUGAUUCAUUUAUAUAAAUGCACCAACCUCCCUCCACUUGCUGACUUGUGUUUGAUUUCAUUUCCACCAAACUUCCCACCACACUCACUCUCUCAGUCAUUUCAUCAAACACCAGCCAGCCAUGGCAGCCAACGCAAUUUCCCAAACUUUCCGAAUCCCUACUCCAACCUCCCUUUCUCUCUCAUCCAAACUUCCUCUCUCCCCCGCCUUCUCCGUCUCCCUCCCCACCCACCGCCGUCGUUCCCUAGUCGUCUACGUCUCUUCCAGUCUCGACGCAAAACCCACCGUACUCGUCGCUGAAAAACUCGGCGAAGCAGGUCUCAAACUUCUCAAAGACUUCGCUAACGUGGAUUGUUCAUACAAUCUCAGCCCUGAGGAACUCUGCACCAAGAUCUCUCUCUGUGAUGCUCUUAUCGUUCGUAGUGGGACUAAAGUCUCACGUGAAGUCUUUGAAUCUUCCGGUGGUAGACUUAAGGUCGUUGGAAGAGCUGGUGUUGGAAUCGAUAACGUGGAUCUGGCUGCUGCUACUGAACAUGGUUGUUUGGUUGUGAAUGCUCCCACUGCUAACACCGUCGCCGCUGCUGAGCACGGGAUCGCACUCUUGGCUUCCAUGGCUAGAAACGUUGCUCAGGCUGAUGCUUCUAUCAAAGCUGGGAAAUGGCUGAGAAGUAAGUAUGUUGGAGUAUCCCUAGUUGGGAAGACACUUGCUGUAAUGGGAUUUGGGAAGGUUGGUACUGAAGUUGCUAGGCGUGCUAAGGGGCUUGGGAUGAAUGUCAUUGCUCAUGAUCCUUAUGCUCCUGCUGAUCGUGCUCGUGCUAUUGGUGUGGAACUUGUGAGCUUUGAUGAAGCUAUUGCUACUGCUGAUUUCAUCUCUUUGCAUAUGCCGCUUACCCCAGCUACCUCAAAGAUGCUCAAUGAUGAGACUUUUGCCAAGAUGAAGAAAGGAGUUAGAAUUGUUAAUGUUGCUCGUGGUGGAGUCAUUGAUGAGGAUGCACUUGUUAGAGCAUUGGAUGCUGGAAUUGUAGCUCAGGCGGCUCUUGAUGUUUUCACUGUGGAACCACCUGCCGAAGACAGCAAGUUGGUUAAGCAUGAGCUAGUUACUGCAACACCUCAUCUCGGUGCCAGUACCAAGGAAGCUCAGGAAGGUGUGGCUAUUGAAAUAGCCGAAGCUGUAGUUGGGGCCUUGAAAGGGGAGCUUGCUUCUACUGCAGUAAAUGCACCAAUGGUUCCCUCAGAGGUGCUAACAGAGCUUAAACCAUUUGUUGAUCUUGCUGAGAAGCUGGGGAGACUGGCUGUCCAACUGGUAGCAGGAGGAAGCGGUGUAAAAACGGUGAAAGUGACUUAUGCUUCCGCUAGGGCCCCUGAUGAUCUUGACACACGUCUUCUUCGUGCUAUGAUAACAAAGGGUCUGAUUGAGCCCAUAUCCAGUGUUUUUGUGAACUUGGUUAAUGCUGAUUUCACCGCUAAACAAAGAGGGAUAAGAAUAACUGAGGAGAGAGUUAUUCUUGAUGGUUCACCUGAGAAUCCACUUGAAUUCAUCCAGGUCCAGAUUGCUAACGUGGAAUCUCGAUUUGCCAGCGCAAUAUCAGAUUCAGGGGAGAUCACUGUUGAGGGCCGUGUGAAAGAUGGUGUCCCUCAUCUUACAAAGGUUGGAUCUUUUGAAGUUGAUGUGAGUUUGGAAGGUAGCAUUAUACUGUGCAGGCAGGUAGAUCAACCAGGUAUGAUUGGAAAGGUGGGAAGCAUCUUGGGUGAAGAGAAUGUGAAUGUGAGCUUCAUGAGUGUUGGAAGGAUUGCUCCAAGAAAGCAAGCUGUGAUGGCAAUUGGAGUUGAUGAUCAACCUCGCAAAGAAACUUUGAAAAGGAUUGGAGAUAUUCCUGCUGUUGAAGAAUUCGUUUUCCUCAAGUUGUAAGAUUAAAUGUUUGUGUUGUGUUUUAUUUUUCCUUUAUUUUGUAUUUUUUUUAAAUUGGGCAUGACUGGUUGAUGCGCCCGGUUUUGAUGUAUCAUCAUGAACAAGUGAGUAGAGUGAGUCUUAGAGGGAUGAAGAAAAGAAUAAUUUUACUUUGGAAUGAGUAGUGUGGUUUAUUGGUUUAGUGAAA